AUGCAGCUCCGGGUGCAUGUAGCUGGCAGGCAGGAAGGCUUGCACUCCGUUGAGGGAGAGCUGGAGGAAUGGGGGGGAGAGAGCGGAGGGGAGAAAGGGAGGAAGAGGAGAGUGGGAGUGAGAGCUGAAGAUGGGAGAGAGGAGGGGGGGGUGGGCGGGAGAAUGGGAGGGAGAAGGUGGGCGGGUGAUUGGGAGAGAGACGCAAGGGUUGAAGCAAGGGUGGAAGCAAGGCUGACAGGAAAGCAGGCUGACAGGCAAGCAGGCAGCGGGCAAGCAGGCAGCGGGCAAGCAGGCAGCGGGCUAGCAGGCAGCGGGCUAGCAGGCAGAGGGCUAGCAGGCAGCGGGCUAGCAGGCAGCGGGCUAGCAGCUUACCACAAGGCCGCCAUGGUUGCAGGUGACAACCUUGGCCAUGACUGUUGUGCGCUCGCUCCCUCACUGCCUGAAGCAAGGUCUGGAACUAGGCCUGCAGCGAGACUCACAACAAAGCAGGCAGGCAAGCAGGCAGGCAAGCAGGCGGGCAGGCAGGCGGGCAAGCAGGCGGGCAAGCAGGCGGGCAAGCAGGCGGGCAAGCAGGCGGGCAAGCAGGCGGGCAAGCAGGCAGGAAAGCAGGCGGGCAAGCAGGCGGGCAAGCAGGCAGGCAAGCAGGCGGGCAAGCAGGCGGGCAAGAAGGCGGGCAAGCAGGCGGGCAAGCAGGCGGGCAAGCAGGCGGGCAAGCAGGCGGGCAAGCAGGCGGGCAAGCAGGCGGGCAAGCAGGCGGGCAAGCAGGCGGGCAAGCAGGCGGGCAAGCAGGCGGGCAAGCAGGCGGGCAAGCAGGCGGGCAAGCAGGCGGGCAAGCAGGCGGGCAAGCAGGCGGGCAAGCAGGCGGGCAAGCAGGCGGGCAAGCAGGCGGGCAAGCAGGCGGGCAAGCAGGCAGGCAAGCAGGCGGGCAAGCAGGCGGGCAAGCAGGCGGGCAAGCAGGCGGGCAAGCAGGCGGGCAAGCAGGCGGGCAAGCAGGCGGGCAAGCAGCUUACCACGAGGCCGCCGUGGUUGCAGGUGACGACCUUGGCUGGCACUGUUGUGCGCUCCUUCUCUGCCUGCUGA
Messenger RNA from Closterium sp. NIES-65, 1080 nucleotides. The record is from the annotation of a GenBank genome assembly. Lineage: Eukaryota; Viridiplantae; Streptophyta; Zygnematophyceae; Desmidiales; Closteriaceae.